CCCAACCCCUCGGGCCACCCGCUCUUGAGUUGGAGACUCCUGGCUCCCGUUCGGCUCACAGUCCGGGCAACAGAGGGACACGGGAAUGGACACAGAAGGGAGUCAGAGCAGCCUGUCGUCCUCCACGCAGGACUCCCCACACGACCCCUGCAAAAUGUUCAUCGGCGGGUUGAGCUGGCAGACGACACAAGAGGGGCUGAAGGAAUACUUUUGUAAAUUCGGCGAGGUGAAGGAGUGUAUGGUGAUGCGGGAUCCGGUUACGAAGCGGUCGAGGGGGUUCGGAUUUGUCACCUACGUAGACCAGACCGGUGUGGAUAAAGUUUUGGCCCAAAACAGACACGAGCUGGAUUCAAAAACAAUUGACCCUAAGGUGGCCUUUCCGCGUAGAGCUCAGCCGAAGCUGGUUACGAGAACAAAGAAGAUCUUUGUCGGAGGACUGUCUGUCAACACCACCAUCGAAGAUGUGAAACAGUAUUUCGAUCAGUUUGGAAAGGUUGAUGACGCGAUGCUAAUGUUUGACAAAACCACCAACAGGCACCGAGGUUUCGGCUUUGUGACCUUUGAGAAUGAAGACGUGGUGGAAAAGGUCUGCGAGAUCCACUUUCACGAGAUCAACAACAAGAUGGUGGAGUGCAAAAAGGCACAGCCGAAGGAAGUGAUGUCACCGACAGGUACGGCGCGAGGCCGCUCCAGAGUGAUGCCCUACGGCAUGGACGCCUUCAUGCUGGGUAUCGGCAUGCUGGGUUACCCAGGGUUCCAGGCGGCCACUUACGCCAGUCGUGGAUACACAGGAAUCACACCAGGAUACACGUACCAGUUCCCAGAAUUCCAUUUAGAACGGACACCCCUCCUGACUUCCUCUCACCCCCCAGAGAUCACAGCCAUUCCACUGACGGCCUACGGACCAAUGGCAGCGGCGGCGGCUGCAGCGGUGGUCAGAGGUUCCACCCCAUCACGUACCGCUGGCUUCCUGGGCACCAGCAGCCCUGGGCCAAUGGCAGACCUGUAUGCAGCAGCCAAUCAGGAUUCAGGAGUCAGCAGCUAUAUCAGUGCGGCAAGUCCCGCCCCCAGCACAGGGUUCGGACAUGGACUCGGGGGUCCUUUGAUCGCAACGGCCUUCACCAAUGGCUACCACUGAGAGGCGUCCAAUCAGAGUGCAGCGUGGGAGCAGAAACUCACGCGCUUGUGAACCGUGAGCACGGCUGACGAUGCGAUGCGCUUUUGGGACGAACCCCGCGGACGGCUGCGGUCCCUCCUGACUCCGCUCUGGAGUUUCCACCUUUUCUUUUUUCUCUAUUCUCUACUAACAUCACUUUUUCGUUUUCCUCAUCCCGUAUCUUCUUCCUGACUCAUUUAUGAUAUGCUGCCGUCUGUCUUUUGAAAGAAAAGAAAAUGAAGAAAAAAAAAAACAUUGUCAAAAACUAUACUGUUUGAUUGUACGUGCGGAAACACGCAAGGAAUUUCGUUUCCCCGGAUUUUUUUUUUUGGCAAGUUUUUCUGCAUUUGUUAUGUAUUUUUGCUGACUGUGUUUUUAUGUUUUUACUGUACUCAUGCUGUAACGGAUGAUGAUGUCGAGAAAGACAGAGAGAGAGAGAGAAAGAGAGAGAAGGAGCACGAAACUGGAAAAAAUCCCAGAUUUGUUUGGUUUCGAACGCAGAACAAAUACGUGAGAACGAAUCAAAUUUACGAAAAACGAAACAACAAAAAAAAACAGGACAAAAAUGUAUAUUUUGGUAGUUUUUACACAGCAUUUAUAAUGUUAUUACGAACAUUCGUAAACUGAAUCGGUUAUUUUUUUCGUAAGAUUGGUUUUUACACGAGAAACGAUGGGCCUCGCUCAUGAAUCUGCGUUCUUUUCAGAUGUGAGAAUAUUCGACACAUUUUUACCCAGAAAUCUGUGCCGAGGCUCAUUGUUCGGCUUCUUUUUGUAGAUACUGUACAUAUUGCAUGGAUUUCGGGAGGGUUCGAGGGUUCGCAUUGAACGACGGACUGGGGGUUGCGGGAGGGUUGAGGGUCCUUUAUGGUUUUUAACACGCAAACGUCUUUCUUCACAUUGAAUCUUGCAUUUCUGAGACGAGUCGCACGAACCCGGUUGGACCGAUGUGGGUCUUUGGUUGUGCUUCUCUCGUUUUUUCGACUACUUUAUACUACGAUCAAACCUUCGAUGCUUUUCCGGACUAAAUUCUCCGAAUCAACAGGUUGCUCUGGUUUUGUACGCUUUACCAUUGGGAAAGCGCGCUCUUUGAUGUCACUUCGGAGGCGUCAAACCAGCUUGCGUUUUCCAUUAAAGCGAACAAUUUGGUCCAGUUUUUGGUCCUCGGUUUCAAAGAGCACGGCUCCUGGGCUUCUCUUCGCGCCGGUUUUGGAAAUAUAUAUUAUAUAUAUACAUUUUUUGCGCAGUGUACUUGUAAAUCUUUCCCGUUUUCUUCUCUCUUUACGUUUUCCGACGGUACAAUGCUGUUUUUUGAAGAAAUGAAGGACAAAUUUACAAAGCAAAGGAGCCCGAGCGCUGUUUCACCUGUCGUUGUGCGUUCGGGUGCGUGUGUGACUGCUUAGACUGAAGUAUGGAUGUACACGUAGCUAGUUUACAUGCAUUCAACUGCCACCUUUGAAACUGUCUCGUCUCUUGCCUGUAAUAUAGAGGAACGUCUCUGACAUCACAGCUCUAAUGGAGGCCUUCCGGAGAAAAAUUGUCCCGCUCGACUAAUAACGCGCACCCAGAGUGAUCCGUCGUUGUUUUUUUUUCCUUUUCAUUUCAGCAACAUUGAAUCUGUUCGGUUUCUACUCAACUGCAUUCGUUUUCAGUCUUCCAUUUGAUAAGUGUCGCCUCUUUUUGGAGCGGGUGGUCACGCGACGACCGAAACUCCGGCUGACAGGGACGCCUCACAAAACUACUGCACGGCACACACUGUAACUAUUUAACCGACAAAAAAGCAAUAAGUUAUUUUUAAACUCAAGUAAUAACGAGCGCCGUUAACGGUGGUACGAAUACGAUGGCGGUUACGUGGCAUUAAGAAUUAUUUUUCAGAAAAAAAAGAAGCUAUAUUUUUCAAGAUCCGUUUUAACCCCUUGAAAGUUUCUCAGAUUUUUACCGUACAUGUUAGCUGUUUGUUUGGAGGAUUUGUUGAAGAGGAUCGGCGGCGGAACUGGAAAGCAUCAGCGGGCGGCGCUCCGUCCCGUUGCUGUGGAGCUGCACGUCAACACUGUGACCUGAUGCUCAAAUACGCUGGUCCGCUGGCCCUUUACUGUAUUUUUUUAUUUUUCACCUCUGGAAAUUUUCAAGUAAAAAGAUCCUAAUAAAUUAUUUUAAAACAUUCCA
Molecule: messenger RNA, 3319 nt
Organism: Puntigrus tetrazona (Sumatra barb)
Lineage: Eukaryota; Metazoa; Chordata; Actinopteri; Cypriniformes; Cyprinidae
Product: RNA-binding protein Musashi homolog 1
Exons: 14
Coding region: 86-1138 (350 amino acids)
Cellular component (GO): cytoplasm
Molecular function (GO): RNA binding
Source: RefSeq, a predicted model, not a curated record